Plenodomus lingam JN3 is the source of this 2241-nucleotide messenger RNA. RefSeq lists its product as uncharacterized. The record is from RefSeq and is a predicted model, not a curated record. Lineage: Eukaryota; Fungi; Ascomycota; Dothideomycetes; Pleosporales; Leptosphaeriaceae.
AUGGAUGCGCCUGUAUCGCGCGAGGUGCCGGGCAUGUCGAAACAGACGUCAAAUGGGAUUCCUGGCGCAACACCGCCUACACGGGAGCGGGAAGUCUCGAGCACAGUUCUUCCCAAUACCUUCCUAGCCGUCACCAUCCUAUCUGCGCUGACCCUGUCUUGGCCGUUGCGUUGGCUCCUAUCCGGCGCACCCAUUCUCGUCUACGCUGUAGUCCUCGGCGAGGCGUACGGCCACCGCAUCUUACCUUUUGUUCCCGUUUGGACGAUGUUCGCCACAGUCAACCUCGUCUACGCCAUUUGCUCAACCUCUUGGCUCCUCUACUGGGUCUUUUGGGCCUCCUGUUGGCCCGCCAUCUUGAUUGCCUGCCUGUUCCAAUUCGAUGCGCCUGCCCAACUCGCCCGACGCACAUUGAGAAAGACAUUUCUGCGAGAACUUCACUUUAUAAACGAUCAAAUCGCCUUUUUCGACCUGCCUGCACUCGAGAUUGACACGGAAGUCAAAGGCCUGUUCGUCAUACGUGGCUUCACGCUCUCGCUGUCCACUUUGACGCUCGAGGUUCAUGGCGUAGAAGCUGGGAUCAAGCUUGCGGACGAAAUUGAGUUGGCCAUCCAAGUCGACAAGGUUAUUGUACCGUUGUUCAGGGAGAUCGUCGUCGACGAUGUCUAUGCCAACGUCAAGGGCGGUGACUGGGAAGUCAUGUUUGGAGACGUCAAAUAUGGUCAACCUGAGCCCGACGACGAUGACUCGGUCAUCAUUAGAGAUACGGCCAUCCUGAAAGCAGCUUCCAAAGGCGCCCGGGGUCGUCCCACAGAGAUGGUCAGGAAUUUGACGGCCGGAAAGCCGCCAUCGGAAGCAAAGGACGCAAAGUCGGCCUUUGCAUCUGUCAGGCAGGUUUCGGCGAAUGAACGAGAUGCUACUGUCAAGUACAAUGACCUGGUCCGUCACAUUGACGAUACGAGUGCCAUCACGAAUGCGAAGAAGACGCUUCGUGAGGCUGCAAAGGCGCUCAACGAGUCUUCGUCAGAGGACGGAAAAGACAAGGAGCGAGAGAGGGACGGACAUUUGGACACGGAGAACAUGGAUGACUUUCGAGCCGCCAUUUGCACACAAAUCCACGGCCAGCCGUCGAUACCCCACCCUCCAUCAAAGUCCAUUCGUGUAUCGACUCUUCGCAAAACUUCCUAUCCCCAAGUGAAGGCAUUCCUACAUCGACUCCCAUUUCUGUACCGCCUUAUGCUCAGUCCGAUCUGCUACUUUCAUCCGGUCAAGUUCAAGUCGAUUACUGCAGCUGGAUCUGGCAAGUGGUUCACCCACUUGAUGCGACAAUACCUCUUCAAGCAUUACUCUUCGCAAGACGCAGAUGUGCGCCGGCUCGAGGCCCGCAUCUCAGAAUGGUGUACGGACGCGAACUUUGCGGUCGAGUUCGGACCUAUGCAAAGCGAGGCUCACUUUCCAAUCAACACAAACUACAACAUCCAAUGCCAUUUAAAGAUCUCUGACGUCAUGGCGUACAGGACUCUUCCCAAUGGUGUUGAGCUCAAGCAGGUUGUCCGGCUGGGAGGGGCCGAUGCCGUCCUCACCAUUCCCACGUACCUCUUCCCGCAUCACGAACACAUCUUUCCGAAGAUAGCCAGCGACUUUGAGAUUCUGGAAAUGGAGUCGGCUAUCAAGGAGGUCGAAGGCACGCCCAAGGAAGUCCGGGCCCGCAAGGAACUCCAGAAGCGAAAGAAGGACGAAUCGGCCAUGCACAUCAGUGCCCAUGCGCACCUACCUGCACAAUUCCAUCAGGAUCUCCUCAACUUUGUUGCCGCCAUUGUCAAAGCAACCAAAGUCAUCGAAUCGGACAAGGACUUUGAGGAAGCCAAGGUGUUGCGAGAGCUCAAGCGUGUCAGCACUGAUAGCGAAGCCAGCAGCCUCUCCUCGCUCAACACCAACGGCACCAACAACACGGACACUACGCAAACAUCGCUGACGUCAGAGGAGCGAGGCUUCAAGGCCUUUCUCAAAAAGGUGGACACGGGCUUCAAGGAUGCGUCGAACAAGACGGUUGUCGGCAUGCGCAAGGCCGGGCAGAGCACCGUCAGCGCCAUGGCAAACGAUCGCUGGAUUGCACGGCUCGUUGGCAAAGUCACGCGCAAGCUUGAGCGCGCUCAGGGCGAAGUCGGAUACAGUGGCGAAGUUCCUAUUCCGUUGGCUAAGUACCGCGUCAGGUUUGAGACUGAGACGAAGCUGUUGCCGUGA